AUGCAUUCAUUUACUUGUGGACUUGAAGAAAUGAAACGUGCAGUUUCUUUAGGGUUAUAUCUUGGAGUAAAUGGUUGUUCUUUAAAAACGCAAGAAAAUCUUGAUGUUGUAAAACAAGUUCCUGAAGAUCGAUUAAUGAUAGAAACAGACUCUCCAUGGUGUGAUAUACGUUCUACUCAUGCAUCAUAUUCACAUUUAAUUAAAAAUCUUGAAAAAUCGUCGAUACCAACUUCUUACAAAAAAGAAAGAUUUCAAGAGGGAUAUAUGGUUAAAGGAAGAAACGAACCAUGUUCUAUAGUACAAGUAUUGCAUGUAUUGGCUUCAAUCCGUAAUGCCGAUCCUGAACUAUUAGCUGAAAAAAUAUACGAAAACACCACAAGGAAUUGGUAUAAUACUAUCAUUGGUUUAAAAGCAUUAAAGGCAUUGAAUAUACCUCAAGAAUUGGAUCCAGAUUUUACACAAGUGGAAAUCGAACAAAAUUUUAGAACAUUGAGAUCAAAGCUCAAUUCUCCUAUGACAAUUGCAGAUGAAAAUCUUUAUGAUGCUCUUAGGAGUGAAAUAGUGGUUAACUUAAUUGAUAUUCAUAAAUUUAGAGAAGUAUGGAAUAAUCAGGCUUUUGAGACAAGCAUGACCUGUAGUAUGCAAAGUGAAGGGACUUAUAUCACAGAUGUGAUCAUACCUUUACUUUGA
Molecule: messenger RNA, 690 nt
Organism: Entrophospora sp. SA101
Lineage: Eukaryota; Fungi; Glomeromycota; Glomeromycetes; Entrophosporales; Entrophosporaceae
Source: the annotation of a GenBank genome assembly